Molecule: messenger RNA, 616 nt
Organism: Cuscuta campestris
Lineage: Eukaryota; Viridiplantae; Streptophyta; Magnoliopsida; Solanales; Convolvulaceae
Source: the annotation of a GenBank genome assembly
UUGCACCCCCAACGGUUACCGCCGUGCCCAAGAUCUUUGCCUGGCUUCGUAAUUCCCUCACAUUCACCUUCUCAAGCCUGCAGUAAAAUGAGAGUUUUUUAAACCUUAACCGGUGGGAUUAUUUUCAAAUUAUUACAGCGGUAAAUAAUGUGACCUGAAGAUCCAUGCUAGCAGGAAGGUGAUGGCGGGUAAAACAUUGCUUAAUGCCGUGGUAAAUGUUGCUGUUGUGUAUUUCAUCCCUAUGUAGUACAAGUUCUGAUCAAUCACCGGCCUGUCCACAAUAUAUGAGACUUAACCUACCUUUCGAAGAACAAGGCGAGCGGGGCGAAGAACACUGCAGCAGUGGCAUUCCGGUAGACCGCGAAAGUGUAAUGGCUCAUGCCGCCGUUAAGAGCCGACUUGGCGAUUAUGGCCAAACCAGCAUACCCAAAUUGCAACAAGAUGACCCCAAAAUAUGGCUUAGAUUUCUUCAAUAGUCUAGUUAACCUCCCAUUUGCCACCAUUAUUGUAUUAUUUGUUAUAUAUAUAGCCUUUGCUUCUUGGCUUGGUGAAGAUCAUUUACUAAUUACCAUAUACCAUCUAGUGUAAAAUAUUAAGGGCUCAUUCUCUUAGCCCU